Physcomitrium patens is the source of this 1000-nucleotide messenger RNA. Lineage: Eukaryota; Viridiplantae; Streptophyta; Bryopsida; Funariales; Funariaceae. The record is from RefSeq and is a predicted model, not a curated record.
CUCUCCGCUCCUCCCUUCUCCUUCCCCAUUCUGCCUCUGGGGCUCGCGCUUUUCGCUCCCCCUCGUCGCUGGAUGCCGGGAUCCCCACUCCUGCCUAUUCUAGGGUUUCGUUUUGUGGAUUGCCUGAUGUCCUGGUCCAGGGCGCGGUUUGUGUGCUGGGCAGCUGCUCUUCUCUCCGUUGAUGCAGGAGACGCCCUUGGCGUUCUCGACUGUGCUCUGCUUAGGUUUGUGAGCAUGGAAUUUGGGUGAAUGAGGUCCCAUCUGCUUCUUUUGCGCGUCUUCUCAGCUUGUUCCCACGCGUGCGGCUGCCUGGUGAUCGCGGCGUUCUCAUUGUCCCGGUCAUCUUUGUUCCUUCGUUGUCUCGGCGUUUGUGGCAUCCAUUCCGGCAACAUGGCGGCACCAUUGAGGAACCUGGCGAGCAUGAAGGUGAAGGAUGUCCCGAACCAUCUGAAGUCGAACCUGAGUCGGGAGAAGGUGAUGAGUUCCACGUGGUCGUGGUUGUACAAGUACAACGAGAAGUACAUUCAGACUGGCAGCAUCAGGCCUCUGAUGGACGUGAUGCUGAGCGUUGGGUUUCUGUCGUACGCCAUCGCUUGGCCGACGGAGAUCCGGCACCUGCGUCACGCUGAGGAAGCGGCGAAGCAUGGCAAGGAUCACCAUUAGGCGGAUGGCGGAGUAGUUGUGUUUGUGGUAGUUAGAUGGCAUUGCUGUGCCGAGCGUAUUGGGAACGAUGACAGCAAAGCGCGGACCACAUGAAGUGGCGUCGCCUUUGUUGUGAAAGACGGCGGUAGUUGCAAAGGAGUUCGCUGCGUGAUCGUGCAGUGUAGGGAAUAGGCUCACGUUCAUGUGUGCGGAGUAUGUUGUGCCAUUGAUGAGCGGAAUAAAUGGAUCGCUGGAUGACUGCAGAGUGCGGUCACCGCAACGGUUGAUGGAAUAAAUUGGAAGGUGGUAAUGGAGGACGGAGAGCCAUUGCAUGCAGACCAAGUGCAAUGUUUGUGAA